This is a messenger RNA of Rhineura floridana, 3503 nucleotides long. RefSeq names its product actinin alpha 3 (gene ACTN3). Gene Ontology annotation, cellular component: cell projection; Z disc; cortical actin cytoskeleton. Bases 211 to 2919 code for a protein of 902 amino acids. Gene Ontology annotation, molecular function: actin filament binding; calcium ion binding. The record is from RefSeq and is a predicted model, not a curated record. Gene Ontology annotation, biological process: muscle cell development; actin cytoskeleton organization. Lineage: Eukaryota; Metazoa; Chordata; Lepidosauria; Squamata; Rhineuridae. The transcript is spliced from 21 exons.
GUGCAGCUGCAAAGCAGGCGGACGCACAGCCUGGGCGGACUUGGGGGGAUCUUGACCUCCAAGAAGAGCUGAGGGGAGCAAAAGGAAGAGAAGGGGGCUGUGGAGUGUGAGGGAGAGCGAAGGGGGGGGUCAACCUGUGUGGCUAGCGGAGAGCAGUGCAGGCACAGAAAGAAAGAGAGAGAGAAGGGGGCUUCCAAGACCGAAGGCAACAUGACGACGACGACGACAACGCACCAGAUGGAGACCCACAUCCACUACAAUCACUCCUCGUACAUGACGACUGAAGACUACAUGGCACAAGAGGAAGACUGGGACCGUGACCUGCUCCUCGACCCGGCCUGGGAGAAGCAACAGCGAAAGACAUUCACAGCCUGGUGCAACUCUCACUUGCGGAAGGCAGGCACGCAGAUUGAGAACAUUGAGGAGGAUUUCCGGAAUGGCCUUAAGCUCAUGCUCUUGCUGGAGGUGAUUUCAGGUGAACGGUUGCCAAAGCCGGAUAAAGGGAAGAUGCGCUUCCACAAGAUCGCCAAUGUCAACAAGGCGCUAGACUUCAUCGCCAGCAAGGGGGUCAAGCUGGUCUCCAUCGGGGCUGAGGAAAUCGUGGAUGGGAACCUGAAGAUGACUCUGGGUAUGAUCUGGACAAUCAUCCUUCGAUUUGCCAUCCAGGACAUCUCGGUGGAAGAAACCUCAGCUAAGGAGGGGCUGCUGCUCUGGUGCCAGAGGAAGACUGCUCCCUACCGGAAUGUCAACGUGCAGAACUUCCAUAUUAGCUGGAAGGAUGGCCUGGCCCUCUGCGCCCUGAUCCACCGGCACCGCCCUGACCUCAUUGACUACGCCAAGCUCAGAAAGGAUGACCCCAUUGGGAACCUCAACACGGCCUUUGAGGUGGCCGAGAAGUACCUGGAUAUCCCCAAGAUGCUGGAUGCAGAAGAUAUUGUCAACACCCCCAAACCGGACGAGAAAGCCAUCAUGACGUACGUCUCCUGUUUCUAUCAUGCCUUUGCUGGUGCAGAGCAGGCUGAGACAGCUGCCAACAGAAUCUGCAAGGUGCUUGCCGUCAAUCAGGAGAAUGAAAAGCUGAUGCAGGAGUAUGAGAAGCUGGCCAGUGAGCUCCUGGAAUGGAUUCGCCGCACCAUCCCCUGGCUGGAGAACCGGGUGCCAGAGAAGAGCAUGAGUGCCAUGCAGCGCAAGCUGGAGGACUUCCGGGACUAUAGGCGUGUGCACAAGCCUCCCCGCAUCCAGGAGAAAUGCCAGCUAGAGAUCAACUUCAACACCCUGCAGACAAAGCUGCGCCUCAGCAACCGGCCGGCCUUCAUGCCCUCCGAGGGCAAGAUGGUCUCCGAUAUCGCCAACGCCUGGAAGGGGCUAGAACAGGUGGAGAAAGGCUAUGAAGAAUGGCUGCUGACCGAGAUCCGGCGCCUGGAGCGCCUGGACCACCUGGCUGAGAAGUUCAAGCAGAAAGCAACCAUGCACGAGAACUGGACCAGAGGAAAGGAAGAAAUGCUCCUACAGAAGGAGUACGAGUCAUCGACCCUUUAUGAGGUCCGGGCGCUAAUGCGCAAACACGAGGCCUUUGAGAGCGACUUGGCCGCUCACCAGGACCGUGUGGAGCAGAUUGCAGCCAUCGCACAGGAGCUCAAUGAGUUGGACUACCAUGAUGCAGCCUCUGUGAAUUCCCGCUGCCAGGCCAUCUGUGACCAGUGGGACACCCUGGGGACACUCACUCAGAAGAGAAGAGAUGCUCUGGAGCGUGUGGAGAAGUUGCUGGAGACCAUUGACCAGCUGUACCUUGAGUUUGCCAAGAGAGCUGCUCCCUUCAACAACUGGAUGGAUGGAGCCAUUGAGGACCUUCAGGACAUGUUCAUUGUGCACAGCAUCGAAGAGAUCCAGAGCCUGAUCACAGCCCACGAGCAGUUCAAAGCCACGCUGCCUGAGGCAGACAAGGAGCGCAUGGCCAUCCUGGGCAUUCAGAACGAGAUCCAGAAGAUUGCGCAGACCUACGGCAUCAAGCUGUCGGGCGUGAACCCCUACACCAACCUCUCACACCAUGACAUCGCCCACAAGUGGGACAAGGUGAAGCAGCUGGUCCCACACCGUGAUCAAACCCUGCAAGAAGAGCUGGCGCGUCAGCAAGCUAAUGAGCGCCUGAGACGCCAGUUUGCCGCCCAGGCAAACAUCAUUGGUCCCUGGAUCCAGACAAAGAUGGAGGAGAUCGGCCAUAUCUCUGUGGACAUCAGCGGCUCCCUUGAGGACCAGAUGAACCACCUGAAGCAGAAUGAGCAGAACAUCAUCAACUACAAGAUGAACAUCGACAAGCUGGAGGGCGACCACCAGCUCAUCCAAGAGGCCCUCGUCUUUGACAACAAGCACACCAGCUACACCAUGGAGCACAUCCGGGUGGGCUGGGAGCAGCUGCUGACCACCAUCGCCCGCACAAUCAACGAAGUGGAGAACCAGAUCCUGACCCGCGACGCAAAGGGAAUCAGCCAGGAACAGAUGAAUGAGUUCCGGGCCUCCUUCAACCAUUUCGACCGGAAGAGAAAUGGCAUGAUGGAUCCAGACGACUUCCGUGCCUGCCUGAUCUCCAUGGGAUAUGACCUGGGUGAGGUGGAGUUUGCGCGCAUCAUGACCCUGGUGGACCCCAACAACACAGGCGUAGUCACCUUCCAGGCCUUCAUUGACUUCAUGACCCGCGAGACGGCCGAGACAGACACUGCUGAACAAGUCGUGGCCUCCUUCAAGAUCCUGGCUUCAGACAAGAACUACAUCACGAUAGAAGAGCUGCGUCGGGAGCUGCCACAGGAGCAGGCCGAAUACUGCAUCAAGAGGAUGGUGAAAUACACGGGAACCGAUGCUGUUGCAGGCGCUUUGGACUAUGUCUCCUUCUCCAGCGCCCUGUACGGAGAGAGUGACCUGUGAUUUCCUUUCCCCCACCCCACCCGACCUGAAAAAGCAGCGUGUGGGAGAAUUCAUACCCACACCCACACAUGGGGACCCGAUGCCAAAUCAAGAGCCUUGUGCCCACCAUGGAGGAGUGGCGCCCCCCGACUAUCUCCCCCAUUGCUGGGCAGGAGGCUGCUAGAUCCCCCCACUUCCACCCACACGCUGGGUCCAGGGUGGCCUUGGUUAGGAAACUCUCUCAGAUUCCCCCCCCCGCCCUUCGCAGAAGCUGUUGUGCCUGUUCUUUGCUGCUGAGCUAGUUGCACAUUCCUUCCCCUGUGCCCCCCCCCAGCCUAUGGCUACCUUCCCUCUACCCCACAACCCUCUCCUUUUUCCCCCUGGCUGCCCCAGGACCCCACCCAGCGGGAGAGGCAGCCCUUGCUCACUCGCUCACCAACCAUCACUGACCUAGAGACAAAAGGCCACUGUGUGACCAGGAGGCUCUUUGCAAUGUGCAUCUCCCCAAAUUGAUGCUGGUGGUGGGGAACAAAGGAGGAGGGCACCAGAGGGAGCUGGCUUGGAAGGAAUGCUGUACCAAUAAAACCACACACACUGGAGGCCCA